CUCCUUUACAGAGUAAUGUCAGCUAUAAAGGGACAGUCAGACAGAUUUGUACUUUUAGGGUGUACAAUUUCAUAUUUCUAACUGUCUCUUUCUGAAUCUUUGCCUUCAUUGUGGCAGACAUUCCCAGUGCUUGGAGGGUACAGGUGAUACAGUUAUUUGUAGUGUUAUUUUCUAUACUUUAUGUUAUUAUUUUAAUAUCACCCACCCACUCUGCUUAAGUGUUUACUUCCCUCUUAUACAUUGCAUCAACUCAGCUCAUGAUUUCCUCUUUGCAUCUUGUAAAACAGAGACUUCUGCCUCUCUGUCACACUUAAUAUCCUCACAUGGAACUGUCUGACCUUAUACAGACUUCCCAAGUGGACAAUGUCCGUGUGUCUUGUCCUAUGCUUCCCACCAUGACUGGAACCCUAUGUGUUUCCAGUCAUCACCUACUGCUAUGCCCAGUUGCUGAAAAAGGUACAAAGCAAGAAGAAUCUGAUUUCUGGCUGCUACAUUCUGACGUAGAUACAGUAGAGAAAAGGUAUGUAUUAGCACUUGGAGACAUGGUCAUGCAAUGCAGGAUCCCAGCUUUCUGCCUGUGCUGUGCAUACAAAACCAAGCACGUAUGGUGCUUUGGUAGGCAUUACAAGCAAAACACAUACUUUUGGUAGACAUGGAGCACCCCACGUUGAUCAGUUUUUUAUUGCAGUGUCUUCAAUAUUGGUAUGUUUCAAAAUACGGAUUACGGACAUGACGGGACAGUGAAGUCUGGCAUGGGAACAGUCACCUUAAAAUGUAAGGACUUAAGAGUCAUACAUCUGGAAAUUCCAGGCAUGGAGGAGACGCUAAAUAUUGCACGGUCUGUACAGGUUAGUGACACAGAGUUUAGUUAUUGUGGUUAUACAAGAAGAGGUAUAGAGAGAUGAGAGUUGUCUGUGUUGGUCAAUGAGAUAUAUUUUUGAUUCUCUUUCUGCUCUACGAUGAGGGCAAAAAUAUAGUAGAAAUGGGCAUUCUUUUAAAACAUUCAAUGAAUUUACUAGUGAAAUAUGGAUUUUCCGACUCUCUUUACUAAAAAAACAGAUUUUAACAAGGAGGCCAUUGCCAAAAUUACAAGUAACCUACAAGUAGUGCAGCAAUGAAUCAUUUUACUAACGUUAUCCAUUUUUAAUGUGGAGUCCUGACAAGUGUGACAUGGAUUUAUCUGUUCAUCAUUACUAUGUUGUUUAAAUGUGUACGUGUCUUGGGACUUGGUUGUGUCUUGUUUGAUGUGUGUUUAUUUUAUCCACAGGCUUUAUCCUCACUAAAUUCCAUUACUCUGACUUACCCAUUUUUUCACCGACCACUUGGUUGCAUAUUGGGGAAAGGCUGGCCAAGAGAUACUACAGAAAACUUUUACCAGAGGUUUGCAGCAGAGGUAACAUAACAUGCUAAUUAUAUGCCUUCACAUCUGUUGUGCAUAGUACAAUACCAUCACAAGGAUCUCACAAACUGAUGUUUUUCCUGUCUCAGACUGACGCCUGGCGUGUGAGUGAAGUGAAUGAAGAAUUUAAAAUUUGUCCUAGUUACCCAGCAAAGGUUAUAGUACCACGAUCUUGCUCUGAUGACACUUUGAAAAAGGCAGCAAAGUUUAGACAGGGUGGCAGAUUUCCCAUCCUGUGCUACUACCACCGUACCAAUGGAAUGGUAAGUUCUUCAAAACACUGUCUCCAAUCUUUGCUCCUCAAUUCUCUCUUCUGUGUCAAUGUUCACAAUGGUCAUGAGUAAUAAUUAUUUUUCUAUAGUAAUACUCUUAAGUUAUAUUGAAAAGAUAAUAGGACCAGGGCUCACCUACAUUCAAAGAGGUAUUCACUAAAUAUUAUACAGAACCAGAGAGAUCCAGCCUAAUAACGUUUGAAAUAUAAUCUUUAUUGUCUAUUCAAUAGAAAAAUCAUCUUUAAAAUACAAUCUUAAAAUUCAAAUCUAAUGUGUGUUUUUAUAUAGCCCUAGGAAUAGGACAUCAAAUAAAUCAAACUCUGGUAUCGAUGAUCUCACAACUAAUCACUGAAUAGACUCCACUUGAAGAGCACGGUUGUGGCGAAACGCGUGUCAGGACUUCUAUAUACUCAAUGUGUGAUCAUUGUCAAUAUGGGGUAGUGCUGUGCACUGAGACUCACUGCCAAUAGUUAUUAUGCUUGAUUAGCUAGCAAUCAGAUUGGAUCAUACACAGGGUUUCAUUCCGAUUUUAUUAUUAUCAUAACUACAUUUUGGUUGGUUUACUUUACAUUUUGAUUAUUUUUCCUCAUUUCUUUUUGGGUUAUAUUUGUAGCCUUAGGAUAUUGUAAGAACAGGCGGGAGAGGGAUUUAGCAUAGGUGCCCUCGAAGGCACAGAAUAGCUAUUAGCAAGUUUUGCAUGUUAUAUUCCCCCACCCCCCUUUUUGUUUAUUUCUCUAUUUGCUCUCUCUCACUUUUAUUUCAUAGUCUCCUUACUGUUCUCCUUAGAAGUUCAAGAUAAUUUAGAUUUUCAAGAUUUUGAUAUUUGGUAUAUCCUUAUAACUCUUAAGGAUAGUAAAAGGUUUGACUUAUCUGAUAUCCUAUUCCUGAGGCUAUAUAAAGACACACACUAGAUUUGAAUCUUAAGAUUGUAUUUUACGGAUGUUUUUUCUAUUGAAUAGAAAAUAAAGCUUAUAUUUCAAACGUUAUUAGGCUGUAUCUCUCUGUUCUGUAUAAUAUUUCGGAUUCUAUUUACUGGGUUCAUGCCCUUUCCUUUUCUCCAGCCUUAAUGAUCAUCUUCCUCCAAAUCCUCUCUUUAAAUUAGUCUGAGUUAUUCACUAAAUUACAAAUAAUACAGCCAUGAAAUCUGGAUAGCAAAAUUGAGACUAAAAUAGCUGAUCUGAAAAAGAAAUUUUACAGCUUAGCUAGCUGCUAUUUUAGUCUUAGAUUGGCCACUCGGAUACCAGUUUAGCACAAUUCUGUGAGUUACAUGAUUUCCAAACUGGGUAAUGUUUAAUUUUCUCUCUGUGUGGCUCAGGUCUUGUUACGUAGUGCUCAACCUAUGGUUGGCACUUCUCGUCGAUGCUGUGAGGAAGACAACGCUCUGCUAGAUGAAGCUUUGGUAGGGGAAUUGCCAGGAUUUAUUAUUGACACUCGCUCUGCACAGGAAGCCAAACAGGCCCGAAGUGCAGGUGGUGGCACAGAGAAAAAGUCCAGGUAUCCCAAUUGGAGAAUAUUACACCGACCACUAGAGAGGUGAGGUGGAUAUGUAUACAUGAGGGAGUUAAGCAAGUGUGGUAUAUGAUAUAACUGUCUUUCUUACUUUGAUGCACAACUGAAUAGUCUCUGUACUCUCUUAGGGGACAAGCUUUGCAAGAGAGUUUAACUCGAUUGGUGACUGCAUGCUAUGAGCCCUCUCAAUUGAUGAACCGUUGGCUUAGCAGGUUACAGGCUUCUCGCUGGAUGUCUAAUGUCAAGGAAGCUUUAAGCAUUGCUGGCCUAAUUUCUGAGUGUAUUGAAAGGUGAGGUGGACUAUAUAGGAAGAGUUAUAUGGGAUGGCAGAUGUUGGAAAGAGGGAGGUAGUACAAAAAGUGAGAUAUAAAAUAACUUGACCAAGCACCUGUUUCAUGCUCAGUAACUUUGGCCUAAAAUUUGCAAUUCCAGUAUCCUUUCUCCACAAUUCUGAUUUAAAUAAAUAAACUGCCUUGUAUUUACUUAAGCAGGAAAAAUUGUAUUUCAUAAAGAUAGAAUCUUUAUGAAAUACUCAUUUUGAUUGUGUUAGAUUUUCACUGGAAUUCCAAACCAAUCAAGAAAUAUACAUUGGACAAAGUGGUGACCACUUUGUCUCUGUAUUUCUCCUCCUCCUGACUUUCCCAGACUCAGUGCAGAGUCUAAGUGCCAAUCCCAUCAGCCGUCAUCAGUGACGUCUGCAGGGAACUGGAUGUGUCUGUGGAGAGUCUCACAGGAAACUCCACAGACCUCAAUGCUGUACUUUUGCACAUGUGUGAGAGUACAGCAGUGAUGUUGGCUCCGAAGAGGACCCACUGGAUCAAGAUGGCUGUGCCUGCGAGGGACAGGUUCAGGUAAGUAAUGCACACCUUUAUCUGCUGCCCCAGCCACUAGAUCUUCGAGCAGCUAAGUCACCGCCCAGGUCUUUGCGAAUUUGACAAGGUCCACUGAUGGUGAUAGUGCGACUUAAAGAGACAGUUGUUGGGAUGAAUCAGGAAUAGCAGAGAGUCAACGGGGGGAAUGGGGGAAGGGGAGAAUUUAAAACUUUAGCCCAAAAUAACUGCCAUAGAAAAUAAACCUCAAAAUUCUGUAUUCGAUACAUUUUAGGGAGGGUGCAUGUGUGCUUGUCCACGGCGAGGAAGGAACUGACAACACCUUGUUGAUGACAUCUCUUGCUCAGCUUAUUAUGUCACCUGAGUGUCGUACAUGGGAAGGAUUUCAGGACCUUCUUGAGCGUGAGUGGUUACAGGUAACAAUUCUGUGGUUAAAUAAACUCCCUGACCUGCUAUAACCAUAGAUAUCUCUGUGUGGAGGAUUGAUGUUUGUAGUUACAUCCUGCAAAAUGUUAGAGCAGUAUAAAUCCUGUAUAAUAUUGACUCACUCUGUUUAAUGCAGGCAGGACAUCCUUUUCAGCUUCGGUGUGCCAGAUUGGGGUGGUCCCAGAGCCGCUCUCAGCAUGAGUCACCCCAUUUUAUGCUUUUUCUGGAUUGCUGCUGGCAGCUUACACGACAGUUUCCUCAGUCGAUGGAGUUUAAUGAAGCUUUCCUGUGCAUGUUGGCAAAGCAUGUGUACAGCUCUGAGUAUGGGACCUUCCUGUGCAACAAUGAGAGAGAGAGGUACAUGUUGCUCAGAGGAUUAGUUAUACAGACACAGAAAUACUUGUUUGCCCCCUUGGUAUAUAUUAAAACACAAUAUUGGAAGUAUUUAAAGGAACACUGCAGGCUGAAGCUGACCACAUUUUUCAAUGCAUUAUGUUGAUAAUGUAUUAAAAAGGUAUGUCAAAUAAUUAAAGGGACACUGUAAGCAUAACAUAAUAUCAUCUCAUCAAACUGGUUAUAGUGCAUGGAGUCCCCUGGCUUUGUCCCUCCAUUAGUGUUAAACCAUUUUUGAGCAGUUUAACACUACAACAGUGUCCCUAGCCACCCACAGCCCAGCCCUACUGGAGGUGUAACUAAGGCAGAUUAAGAACUUCCUUCUAGCCAUACCUAUUCAUACCUGAAUGGGCACUGUGAUAGGUUGAAUGUGGUAAGCUAGCAUUCUCAGCCAAUUACAGACACCAACUGCUGCUCAGGCUAAUGUGUCCUCUUUUUAUAAUUUUACAAACAGUGCAAAUUUCAAUAGCAAAUGACACUUUCAUGAAUUAAAAUGGUUACACCCCCUGACUUUCAAACACACGAUAGGUCCUGUUACUUCCUGGUUUAGUUAGCUCAGUGGAGCUAAACUCAAAAGGCAGCACUUGCCAACAGCACCUUCCUUUAGAAAGACUUUUCAUUGAGCUGCAUUUGGAAAGUCUGUGAUUGGACAGUCGAAUAAAGUAUAGAUGGGGUUAGAAGGGGAGGGCUUGCAAAGGAUGCAGACAAGAGAUCUGCAGGUAGGUUUUGCAAGCUGUUUUUAUAUAUACAUACAAUGAAAACAUGCAUAAUUAAAUACAUGCAUGUUUUCAUUUAAGGUAGAUCUACAAAAUAUAGAUUUUUAUUUAUUUUGUAUUUUGAUACUGCUCACAUUUGGAACUAAUGGUUAGUUAAUGUUUUGGGGGAGGUUAACUGUAGACUUAGGGAAAAGGGUGGAGUUUGAAGGGAAAUUAUCAAAGUGCCUUCUGUCUUCUGUAGUUCAGUGAACCUCAUAUGAGUUAUUGUUAAGCUGCAGUGGCAAUGAUACAUUGUGCAACACUAAAUGAUGUUCCUACUCCUUGUGCAAGGCAUUUCCUGUGUGAGAGGAUGUUAGUGGGCAGAUGGGAAGAUGGAAGCUGACUGGACUACAGAGAACACUGGCUAAGAGUCCUGGCACUUAAUCACCCUUAAUCCGGUCUGUCACCAUCUGGGGACUUUGCAUAAUUUACAAAGACCCUGACAGUGAUAUCGUUGGUGGGGGCAAGCAAAGAUGAGUUUUAGAAUAAAGAGGGUAUAAAUUUGCUUAAAUGUUAUUCUUAAUGUGAAAUUAAUAUUAAUAAAUGUAUUUAAUUGGCUGCUGGACACUAUCAAAAUGUCUUCUCCAACACCAAAUACAAUUUAAAACAUAGUGUACUCUUCAUUUAUCAAUUUAAAAUUGUAACCUGAAUUUUAAAGUGCUUAUGGGGAAAUCCAGUGCAAAGCUAAUGUUAUCGUGCACAAUAUGUAAAAUGUACACACAUAUAAUUAUUUGUGUAUAAGUGCAAAGCUUAGAAUCAGAAUCACCUAUACAGUGCUAAUGCAAAAACACAAUCAAUUUAGUGUAAAUCAGUGCAAAAUGCAUUAAAUAUAAGUAAAGGGCUAUUUGCAUAUAAGUGCCAAUUCAUUUUAAAUGUCACCUUCAAAGUGUUGAUGCAUAAACCAAAUAAAAGGUGUUAUAUUAUACAAUACUUAGCAGCAAUAGAAUUUUUCACCUUAAAAAUAAGAUUAAUACAUAAUAGAGCAGAUUGUAUGAUACAUUUAUAUAUUAAUAACACCAAAAGCCCCCCUUAUGGAUGUCCACUCACAAUGAAUAGAGCCUCAAAUUUGGCUCUAUUUAAUCGCCUUAGAGCCUUUUGCAGGCUGACUCCUUCCCCCUUGUGGUGGUGAUAGUGUAUUCCUCAAGGAAAGAAGUAAAUGGAAAACAUAGUGUAAUUUGUUUUAAAACCACAUAAAUAGCAAAGAUAAAGAAAAACACUGACAUGUCCCAGAGCCACAGAUUAAGCUAUUUCCACUUGCAGUAUGUCUUUUUUAGGGAGAGGUUCCCCAAUGCUGAGAUAAAGAAAGUUCUAAAGGAAGUGGAAAACAACAUUUAUUUAUUAAAUCAAAAUAAUGUAAAGAAUUAACCAAAUAAAUAAAAAACAACAAUAAUAAUAUAUCCACAGGGUAUCUUAAUAGAAAUAUCCUAAUGGGCUUCCUCAUUUUAUACAGAGCCCCAUUAUAUUAAAUUUUUCAGUCCUAUUCCCAAUAUUGGCAUGGGAAUAUUUUGCUGUACAGAUUUACACUUAUGCGUAAAUAAUUAUACUUGUAUGUUUUGCUGUGUAGUGUACUUUGUAAUUUACUUUGCACUGAAAUUACACUUAAACAUUUCAAAAUUAAGGUUUAAAGUUAAAGGGACACCAUAGGCACCCAAACCACUUCUGCUAAUUGAAGUAGUCUGGGUGCUGUGUCCCAUUUGCACUUAGUGCUGCAAUGUAAAACAUUGCAGUUCCAGAAAAACUGUUUACACUAAGUCUGUCUCCAGUGGUUGUCUGUCACACAGCCACUGGGGGAGCUUCUUGGAUUGAAACGGUCCGUUCACAAUUUGAAUGAGGAUACCCAGCGUCAGAUUUUUCCCAGUAGGAAAGCAUUGAUUAUUUGCUUUCCUAUGAAGAGGUCUAAUGCUUAUGCGGAAUUUACUGCUCAUGCGUAUUUGCCUCCGCUUGUCAAGGGACAGAGGAGGAGGCGGAACCACGACCCAGUGGUUUUUAACCCUUUAUUCAAACCACUGGGACGCAAGGGAGGGGCGAGGCAAGGGAAGCGCAAGUGCCAUAGUAUCCUUUUAAUAUUGCUAUUUCAAUUUCUACACUACAUUUUAGAUUUUAUUUAUAAAAGGUGAGUUUUACUUAUCUGAACCUUGUCCUUUGCAAGCGCCACCAUCGUCUUCAGUCUGCUCCUCGCACUUCAUGUGUCAGGAGCCGACGUGACUGCUGUACUCUUGCACAUGCAUGAGAGUACAGCAUUGAAGUCUUAGAGAAUCCCUUAUGAGUGCAGGAUCCUCCAUAAAAAGAGCUAAUUUUAAAACAAGAUUGUACUAAACAAUAAGAUCAAACGUGGUAGAGCCUGGGCUACAAGAUUGUCAUAGUGACUGUCCUCAGAUAAAUAUCCUGGGGAGUCGUCAACAAUAUUAAAAGAAGGAGAUGGAUUAAUAUUUUUAAAAACCCAGUAUCUAGGUACAGAUUCAUUAAUUGUCCCGGAGGACACCCAUGAGAAUCAAAUAGCUAAAAUCACAAAAAUAUGUUCAAUAUCUUCUUAGCUGUGAAAAGAGAUGGUAUCAGGUGUAAUAAUUGAAACAUAAUAAAUGUGCCUAAAAUAAUAAAGACUGUAACUCUCAUAAACAGAUGGUAACCCUUAAAGUGUCACUACACAAGAGACACCUUUUUAAACCACAGUGGCUUGUAGGUCACUGAAGUUUAGGAUCUAUAAAAGGGGGUAUUAAUAGAUUGGAUGCAUCAGUAACAAAACAAGAUAAAAAAAAAUGUGGUCUUUAUUACACCUAGACCAAUCAGAUAUGUGCUUGUGAUAUUACAUACAGAUACAAAUGGUAUGUUUCACACCUAGCAGGGUGGACUAAAAAGCUGUAUUUGAUGAGAUAUGAUUAGACAAAGUAAGUAGAAAUAGCUAUCUACGGUGUAGACAGGGACGUAUUAGCCGCGAGGCAAACAAGGCAUUUGCCUUGGGCGGCACUUUCCAGGGGGCGGCAAAAAAAGUCGCCCCCAAAUGCCCAGGGCAAAUGUCUUGUUAGCCUAGCGGCUAACUAAAAAUCCGAUCGGGCGGGCGGCGCUGGCGAGGGAGCACUGAUUAGUGAGCUCUCUGUUCAGCUCCCUCGUGAGCUGCAGAGUGAUGCCAGUCACCUGGAGCCAUAAUAUGACGUCGCGCACUUGAUUAUCCAAAAAAAUAAUAAUAAUAUGACGUCGCGCGAGCUGAGCUGAGAGCUCACUAAUCAGUGCUCCCUUGCCAGCGCCAACCGCCCAGCAAUCCCACUGGACCCUGGGGAAAGGGAGAAAAAUGGUUUGUAUUGGACCCCAAUAUAUUGUACAAUGUUAUCAUAUCCCCUCUAAGGAGACGUUUUUCUAAACUAAAGAGGUUCAAUUUGUUAAUCUUUCUUUAUAGCUGAUAUGUUCCAUUCCUUUUAUUAAUUUUUGUAGCCCGCCUCUGCACUUUUUCUAGUUCCAUUAUAUCCUUCUUUAGAACAGGUGGCAAAAUUGCACAGCAUAUUCUAUAUGUGGACUUACCAGUGAUUUAUAAAGAGGCAAAAUGAUAUUCUCAUCCCGAGAAUGAAUGUCCUUUUUUAUGCAUGACAAUACCUUACUGGCCUUAGCCACUGCUGAUUGACAUUGCACAUUGUUGCAUAGUUUGUUGUCUAAAAGAAUUCCCAAAUCCUUUUCGUGUGUUGUUAUCCCUAAUUUGCUUCCAUUAAGGGUAUAUGUUGCUUGUGUAUUCUUUAUGCUGAAGUGCAUAACUUUGCAUUUUUCAACAUUAAAUUUCAUCUGCCAUUUGAGUGCCCAGUCCCCAAGUCUAUCUAAAUCCCUCUGCAGCAACAUAAUAUCUUGCUCACAUUGUAUUAUUUUACAAAGUUUUGUGUCAUCUGCAAACACUGAAACAUGACUUUCAAUGCUCAAGAUCAUUUGUAAACAUGUUAAAUAGAAGGGGUCCUAGAACAGAACCCUGAGGGACACUACUUGCCACCUCUGUCCAGCUUGAAAAUGUACCAUUAAUGACAACUCUUUGUACUCUACUUUUAAGCCAAUGUUCUACCCAAGAACAAGCAUUUUCAUCGAGACCGAUUUCCUGGAGUUUGAACACUAAUCUAUUGUGUGGAACUGUAUCAAAUGCCUUGGCAAAAUCCAAAUAGAUCACAUCCACUGCAACACCCUGAUCUAUACUUCUACUUAUUUCUGCGUAGAACGCAAUCAAGUUAGUGUGACAUGACCUGUGCUUCAUAAAACCAUGCUGAUUUUUGUUGAUAAUCAUGUUCUUCUCAAGGAAUUCUUGAAUGUUAUCCCUUAAUAACCUUUCAAAUAUUUUCUCAGCCACAGAAGUUAAGCUCACAGGUUUAUAAUUUCCAGGCAAGGAUUUUGAACCCUUUUUGAAUAUAGGAACCUGCCUUCCUCCAAUCCUCCGGAACACUUCCUGAAAGAAAAGAAUCUUGAAAGAUUAAAAACAGAGGUUCACUUAUUUCUACACUUGGUACCCAUCCAUGAGUACUUAAGGAACUAUCAGGCCCUGGAGCUUUGUUUAAAUUAACUUUCUUUAGUUGCUGCAGCACCUUGUCUUGAGUUAACCAAUUACAAUUAUUCUGCAAGUUUUUAGUAGCAAUCAUUUGCACAUCAAUUGCCAUGGGUUCUUCCGUAAUAUAUACGGAGGAGAAAGUUAUUUAAAAUUCCUGCCUUUUCCUGGUCUUCAUUAACUAACACCCCCAUUUCAGUUUUUAGUGUACCUACAUUUUCAUUUUUUGUUUUUAUUUAGAAUUUAUGUACUUAAAGAAUGCUUUGGGGUUGGUUUUGCUCUCUUUGGCUAUCAUUUUUUCAUUUUGAAGUUUAGUAAAUCUAAUCGCCUUUUUGCACGCAUUAUUGGCUUCCUUAUAUAUUUUAUAGGAUGCAUCUGAUUUGUCUGAUCUAAAUGCUUUAAAUGCCCUUUUCUUAUUUUUAAGCUCUUGUUUUUCUUCUCUACUAAGCCACAUUGGUUUUAAUUAGUUUAUUUUAUAUUUAUUACCCAGUGGUACAUACUGAGAAAUGUUCCUUUCUAAUAUUUGUUGGAAAAUGUUCCAUUUAUCCUCACUGUUCUUUUCACUAAAGAGUUUAUGCCAGUCAAUAUAUUGUAAAGCUGCCCUUAACUUAUAGAAGUUGCCUUUUUAAAAUUAUAUGUUUUAGUAUACCCCAGCAUCAACCCCCCCCCCCCUCAACAUCACCCACCCUCACCAUCAACCCCCUCCCCUCAGCAUCUCACCCCCCUCCCUCAGCAUCCGCACCCCCUCCCUCAACAUCCCGCAUCACCCCCUCGCUUCUCAUCAUCAUCCCUCCUCACACCCACAUCACCCCCCUCCCUCUCCACAUCAUCCCCUCCCCUCCGCAUCACCCCCUCUCCCUCAGCAUCAUCCCCCUCACCAUCAACCUCCCUCCCCUCAACAUCCAACCCUCCCUCUCCACAUCAUCCCCCCUCACACCCACAUCACCCCCCUCUUUCUCCAUCAUCCCCUCCCUCAUCACCCCCUCACCAUCAAUCCUCCCCUCACCAUCACCCCUUCCUCACCAUCCAACCCCCUCCCCUCAACAUCACCCCCUCCCUCUCACAUCAUCCCCCUCACACCAUCACCUCCCUCUCCCUGUCACCACCUCUCACCAUCACCCCCCUUAUACACAGCCUCCCCAGACACACUGUUAUCAUCCCCUCACAUUGUCACCUCCCCACUCAUUGUCACCCCUCCCUACACUGUCAUCACCCCCCACAGUCUCAGCAUCUUCAUGCAUCCACACUCACAUUAACCACUUCUAAUCCUGUUAAUCUCACCUGCCCUCACUCUGCCACACUCACCCUGUCACAUUAACCCCCCUUAAUCCUGUUACACUCGUCCCUCCUACCAUGCCACAAUUGCCCUGACACACUUACCUCCAUUAGCCCUGUCACAAUUCCUCAUCAAACCAUGUCAUACUCCCUCAUUCUCUCUCACAACCCCCGCUCCACACCCUGUCCCAUUUACCCCCUACGUCCUGUAACACUCUCCCUGCCACUGGUACCCGUUUACUCACCUUGUCACAGUCACCAGCUGAAGAUAUUCAUCAUACACACAUAGUCAGGAAACAUAGCUUUGCAUAAACACAAUGCACAAAGGCUACAGGCAGACCCCCCAUACACACAACACACUUCAAGCUGCUACCCCAUACACAUACGGUCCCAGACAAAACCGCAAACAUGCUCACAGAGACAUACAUUCACACACACAAGGAUACUUUCUGUCACACACACUGUCAGGCACAUACACAGGUAAACUGUGCAUCAAUGUGUAUAUGUGACAGUGUUCAUGCAUUGCAACUCUAUUUUUUUCACUUUUUUGUUAGUGGGGCCUCAUGUUUGAGUUUCACCUAAGGCCUCAUAAAGUCUAGAGCUGCCUCUGCCAUAGAGUAUGUAUCCACUAUAAACCAAGGAAAAAAUACUGCAACCUAGGGUCCCACCUAACAAUCCCUCAGCACACCUAUAAACAUGUGUGUCGACACAAGCCACUAAAAGGUCAAAAAGGCUGUUAGGAACUGUGUACUACAAAUAGCUACAGUCUUGCUCUGCCUAAAAUAUAUAGUAGAUAGCCACUGUGGCUUGAUAAGGUGUCUAUUGUCAGGGAUAAUGCCUAGCGUUUUAUUAUGGCUGUAACGGGUCACCUGGCACCCCGACUGGGUACCUCCGUUGAAGGAUGCUUCUAGCGCUUCCUGAGGGCUUCAAGCACUCCAGCCGACACCAUAACCACCGUAGACUCCUUCAGAGAGCAAAAACAGGAACAAGCUCUUACAAGAGCUUAGUAGUGAUAUAGCAAGAGAGUAUAAAUAGCAUAGCAAUCCCUUGUAGCAGGUUCCCCCAAUAAGAGAUGGCACUCCAAAUUGAGGGUGAAGUAGAACUGAACUUUUAUUCAAACACUCUGCUUUUAUCCCCAUUCUACAAACAUAGUACCACCCACAGGGUUUUGAAGUACAACCAAUCAAUACAUACAAUACACUCAGACACUCCCACACAAAAUCCUCCCCUCUGCCUGUGAUAUAAUUACUGAACACAAUGGGCUAAUGUUCAAAGAUAGAUAAAAAAAUGGAAAGUACAAGCGCUUCUAUAUAAAGUUUAAGAUUGAAAUUAUAUCGAACAAAUUUGAUGUGAGCUGCUAUAUCACCGUGCUUAUCUUUCUAUAAGAAAAUCGUGGAAAAGUGGGAAGUAUCGGUGUAGCGCUCUAUAUUAGUGGAUAUGAAAAGAAAACAAAUAAAGGAAAACCUUGCUGUACCUUGAUGGAUAAUAUAUACUAAUGGAUAAUCCAGAGUAGUCAGAUAUACCUUAAAUACAAAGCACAAAUAUACAAAACAUAGUGUAACCUGUAUACAAAAUGUAAAAAAUAAAGUGCAUAAAUAACUCACUCACACUUUUCUGAGCUAAUGUACUAGCUCAGGUAUGUGCGCCUUAGGGUCCGUAGAGGCGACCCUUCCCCUCCUUUUCGUCCAAAUGGUCUCCAGGUAUAUAGCCCUAGGUAAUAGGUAUAGGAGGAGAAAAUAGCGUAGUACAGUCUGAUGUAUAUAAGGUAUAUUGAAUGAACAAUACCAAUAUACUCACAAACCCUGAGCCAAUGUAUCGGCUCGCUUCAUAAGAUGUAUGUGGUUAAGGACCACAAUCCUUCUUUGUAAUAGCAGGUAGGAAUGAAAGCCGUAAGUGUGAUAAAAAAUAUAUAUAUAAUUUAUUGUAUAAAAAGUAUUACAUAAAUAUAAAAAAUACACUAUAUCAAUAAAUCAACACUUGUGGCUAUAGUCCAAAAGACAGUAUAGUCUGCUCACUGUUCAUCCAGGACGCGUUUCACCAAAUUGGCUUCCUCAGCUGGAAAAAAUGUGCAUGAGACUCCAAGGACUCCUUCCUGCUUUUAUAUCCAAUUGAUUAGGGAUUGUAGCUUGUAUUUUUCGCGGGCAAUCUCCAUGGUAACGGAGAUGCCCUGUGUUACAAGCCUCUUUUUCAUCCGGUUACUUCCGGGUAUGAUCACUUCCGGUUUCGGCUGAUCUUGCAUUAUGCGUUCCACGGUGCGUUCCACGGUGCGUUCCACCAUGCGUUCCACCGGGCGGCUGUAAUUCUAAUGUCCCAAGCUAUUUUCAAAAGUAUUUUCCUCAGGCAAAUCGUUACCAACAAAUCAGAAGGGCACAAUAAUAUUGUUAAUAGUCUAAUAGAGGCUGCAUGUGAAAAGGCAUAAAUAUGUGGAUCCCACACAUAUAGUUCUAUGAGACAAAGUUCAUAUCACAACUUGUAUAGCAUGCAGAUGAAAUAACAUAUAUAUUGAAAACAUAUAUAAAACCUUAAUUGGUUUAUACAUAGAGAGAGUUGUAAAUGAUAUUAAAAUAUAUUUUAUCAAUGAGUGAAACCAUAUAGAAUAAUGAGGAGAAAGCAAUUUUGUGCAUAGAUAUUGAGUCCUAAAAACUCUUAUUCCAAUAGAUGCACCCCAUAAAGUUGAAUAGAUAUAUCUUUAUAUAAAUAGGGAGAUGCCUAAAAAUUUAAACUUAUACAUAAAAAGAGCUACAGAGAGAGUGGUGUCAUGUGGUGACAAUAAAAAAUAAAACGUUGAGAGAUAAAAAUUAAAAGAUCAAUCCGCUAAAAAAUGGCACAUUUCAAAAUCGGAAUUUAAACCAUUUGGGAUGAGGCUAUUCAGUUUAAAAAUCCAUUCCAUUUCUACUUUGCUUAAUUUUGAGUCAAAAUUACCUCCUCUCCAAUCUUUAGCAAUCUUAUUAAUUCCUAAAAAUAUUGUACCUUUUAUCUCACAGUUAUGGUGGAUUCUAUAAUGUAAAGACACGCUAUGUUUUUCAAAACCUUUACUAAUGUUAGUAAAGGUUUUGAAAAACAUAGCGUGUCUUUACAUUAUAGAAUCCACCAUAACUGUGAGAUAAAAGGUACAAUAUUUUUAGGAAUUAAUAAGAUUGCUAAAGAUUGGAGAGGAGGUAAUUUUGACUCAAAAUUAAGCAAAGUAGAAAUGGAAUGGAUUUUUAAACUGAAUAGCCUCAUCCCAAAUGGUUUAAAUUCCGAUUUUGAAAUGUGCCAUUUUUUAGCGGAUUGAUCUUUUAAUUUUUAUCUCUCAACGUUUUAUUUUUUAUUGUCACCACAUGACACCACUCUCUCUGUAGCUCUUUUUAUGUAUAAGUUUAAAUUUUUAGGCAUCUCCCUAUUUAUAUAAAGAUAUAUCUAUUCAACUUUAUGGGGUGCAUCUAUUGGAAUAAGAGUUUUUAGGACUCAAUAUCUAUGCACAAAAUUGCUUUCUCCUCAUUAUUCUAUAUGGUUUCACUCAUUGAUAAAAUAUAUUUUAAUAUCAUUUACAACUCUCUCUAUGUAUAAACCAAUUAAGGUUUUAUAUAUGUUUUCAAUAUAUAUGUUAUUUCAUCUGCAUGCUAUACAAGUUGUGAUAUGAACUUUGUCUCAUAGAACUAUAUGUGUGGGAUCCACAUAUUUAUGCCUUUUCACAUGCAGCCUCUAUUAGACUAUUAACAAUAUUAUUGUGCCCUUCUGAUUUGUUGGUAACGAUUUGCCUGAGGAAAAUACUUUUGAAAAUAGCUUGGGACAUUAGAAUUACAGCCGCCCGGUGGAACGCAUGGUGGAACGCACCGUGGAACGCACCGUGGAACGCAUAAUGCAAGAUCAGCCGAAACCGGAAGUGAUCAUACCCGGAAGUAACCGGAUGAAAAAGAGGCUUGUAACACAGGGCAUCUCCGUUACCAUGGAGAUUGCCCGCGAAAAAUACAAGCUACAAUCCCUAAUCAAUUGGAUAUAAAAGCAGGAAGGAGUCCUUGGAGUCUCAUGCACAUUUUUUCCAGCUGAGGAAGCCAAUUUGGUGAAACGCGUCCUGGAUGAACAGUGAGCAGACUAUACUGUCUUUUGGACUAUAGCCACAAGUGUUGAUUUAUUGAUAUAGUGUAUUUUUUAUAUUUAUGUAAUACUUUUUAUACAAUAAAUUAUAUAUAUAUAUUUUAUCACACUUACGGCUUUCAUUCCUACCUGCUAUUACAAAGAAGGAUUGUGGUCCUUAACCACAUACAUCUUAUGAAGCGAGCCGAUACAUUGGCUCAGGGUUUGUGAGUAUAUUGGUAUUGUUCAUUCAAUAUACCUUAUAUACAUCAGACUGUACUACGCUAUUUUCUCCUCCUAUACCUAUUACCUAGGGCUAUAUACCUGGAGACCAUUUGGACGAAAAGGAGGGGAAGGGUCGCCUCUACGGACCCUAAGGCGCACAUACCUGAGCUAGUACAUUAGCUCAGAAAAGUGUGAGUGAGUUAUUUAUGCACUUGAUUUUUUACAUUUUGUAUACAGGUUACACUAUGUUUUGUAUAUUUGUGCUUUGUAUUUAAGGUAUACCUGACUACUCUGGAUUAUCCAUUAGUAUAUAUUAUCCAUCAAGGUACAGCAAGGUUUUCCUUUAUUUGUUUUCUUUUCAUAUCCACUAAUAUAGAGCGCUACACCGAUACUUCCCACUUUUCCACAAUGGGCUAAUGUAAUUAUCACAGGCAGGAAAAUACACAGUUUUGCACAAUAUUCAUAACUCCAAAAGUAUACAGCACAUUCACAUAAAACUAACAUUUACAUCAGAAUCAGCAUACUCCAAAUACAAACAUACAUCAAAAUCAUACAAAUUGGUCCAGUGGGUCAAAAGUUAGUUGGAAGUCCCUUUGUGACCGCCUGCAAGCAUGGCUUGGGUGUGGUAAGCCAGUUAUCUCCAACAUACAGAAAAUAGCUCUAUUCACAACAACAGUAAACACAUAAAAAUACAUAAUUCCUAUCAUACUGAACAGAACCCCCACAUCCACUCACUAUAUCUGAACAGCGCUCAGAUCCCACGUACACAAUCAAAUCGCCAUGGGGUUAAACCAGAGCAACGGCUGAUGAGAGACAGAGGAGGGGCAAAACAGCAAGUUCCAAAUGGUCUGGCAGUGUCCCUGGGACAACGCCCUGCUGGAGAACAAUAGACAGGAAACGGGGCAGGGGCACACCUUCCCAUGUAUUCAAAUGAACAGAAAAAGUGUUUCAAAAUGCAAUAAGCCCAAAUAAGUUUCUUAAAGGGCAAUACAUCCCAGGGGCCAUAGUCACAUGGCAGGAGGCUGGUAAUCAGUCUUCUCCAAUGCCCAGUGGGGAGGCUAGUUUCGCCACAAUGGCAGUUAGCCGUAACUAGAUAUACAGGGAUGUAAUACUUUACUAAAAGGUAAAAAUAAAUGUGUAUAUUAACACCAACAUGUAAUUGUGUCAGAUAUCAAUCAUCACGGUGAACGCCAAAAAUUGUAAAAUAGAUGAUUAUUAUAAGGUGAUCAGUAAUUGCAUUUAGUGUAAUAAUUUUCAGUCCUAAUAUAAGGUUGUGUUCAUCAAAGAUAAUUUUUUCGAUUCUUGUCAUGACUUCUUCCAUAUUUAUGGUCAGACAUAUUGUAGAAUGUCCUUGUCUCUAGUACUGGUUUGAUUUGCCCAGUAUACCUAUGGAUAACUUGCAUUAUUAUUUACAAUUACCACUGCGCAUUACUAUGAUCAUUUUUAACCAGAAUUACUUAUUCUUGGCUCUUUGAAUGAGACACUUGAUUUCAUUGCACUGGCUAUUUCCUAUGGUUUCUAUUCCAUUGAUCAAGUUUAGGAGCUGUAAUUGGGUAAUUGGAACCAAUCAUGACUUGGUUUUUGAUGAUCAAGUUACUUACUUAAGGUCCUCAGCACUGACGGAUCUUUAUACUUUACAUCCCACGACUUUUGGAUGGUUGCCCUGGAAUCCUAUGGUGUGUUCUACCUUAAUUAACUAUUUGGAAUCACCAUCUGAACUUAAUGUGACAUUUUAUAAACCAAUACCUAAAUUAGUAUAGUUUUUUUUGUUACAUAUAUUGACCUUUAUUCCAAUUAAUCACAGAUACCCUUAGGAAUUAAGUUUGGUUAGUUACCUUGACAAUAUGUUGCCUUUUUUCCUUAACAGAUCAUUUUUAAUUUUACAUUCUCCUACUAAUUAGCCCUUGGGAUGUUUCUAUUACUAUUCCCAAUACUCGUCCUGGUUGCUAAUUACAUCUAGAUUUUCCGAUGUGCAAUCAGAAGCUACAUUGUUUACAUUUGAGAGGAUACAACCGGAUGGGCCGCUCUCCGUCUCUGCCUGUUUGACUCCAGACCCUUCCUUUCUUCCUGCAUUUUUAUUGGAUCAAAUCUUGGACCUCUUAUUGGGGAAUAUCGCAUUUAUUAUUAUUUAUAAAGCGCCAACAAAUUCUGCUGCGCUGUAUAAUGGGAUUAUGAGCACCUGUUGUAAGAGCUAAGAGUUUGGAUGCUCAUUCCAAAUUGAAGAGCCACCUGACCAGCAAAACGCACGUCGGAGCUCUACCUGUAUCCCACUUAUUUGCCGUUGUGAUUUGCUUAGCAUACUGCAGUAUGUGUAUAUAUGUAAUAUAUAGUGUAAUAUAUAAUAUAUAGUGCACCUAGCACAGUUAACAUAUCUUGUUGUGGCUAUAGUUGAUCAUUGUUUUUCAGCCUGAUAGUUGAAGUGUCCUUGACGGCAAGUUCAGGGAGUAAAGACUUAUUUUAAUAAAUCAUUAGGUGCACUCGAAGGCACAGAGUUUGGUUAAUCCGGAUCUCUUCUCUAUCCUUCGAUUCUGCUCUUUAUAGCAACUGCAUUCAGGACUGUUUUUUUUUGCAUAGCAUUUUCAAACAGGCACGUGCUGCCAUUUCAGUGGUAACAGGCUAUGAUGUAAUAUAUUGUGACAAUAGAGGUAUAUAGCACAUUAGGUUAUUCAAUAAGGAAUAACAGGAAAAUUUAACAGUUUGGUUAAUCACAUCUACACAGUGGAGUUGGUCCAGUAUUGUGUGAUAUUCGGCUAUGUAAUCUGUGUGAUAGGUUGUAGUCUACUUUGGGACUAGCUAAUCGUGGUAGGGUGUGAAUGCUGGACAGGAGUGGUGGUUCAAAGGCACUACGGUGUCUUGUAUCAGCUGUAUGUCUGUCUGGUCGUAUGCCCUCAGAGGAGCAUUGUGGGUGUUUAAAUCUUUCAUGCUCGUGUCUAUCAUGCUGUGUGUGUGUGUAGUAAGCCAGGGACAUAGUCUUUGUGUUCGUGUCUGGCGUAGCUGUACCUGUGCUGUCAUUGAGGGUGUCUUGCUCUGCCUCUGCAUUGAGGUUGGGGACCCCUAGCCUAUGUGGGCUAUACGCCCAGGGACCUGAAUGUCCGUGAGUUAGUCAGAUCAGAAAAAAAAAAUAUAUAUAUCAUAGUAAACACGAAACAUUAAAAUAACAUCUGGGAGUUUCUCCUUCAGUGGGGUGAGGACGGUAUGGAAUAAUAGUCUGACUUAGUCAGAUCUUGGGUUUUGCAAGCAGUCUAGUGUUCAAAGAACCUGAAACCCCAGUUCACUUGUUCCCAGGGUGUAAGUGGCGGCCAUGUGCUCCCUGUGGCGUUUCGGAGCCUGGUUCGGCGAGGGUUUUCAGGUAGUUGGAGGCUUCAUCUGGCGAUGUGAGGACUUGUGUUGUCCCUGCGCAGGUAAUUUCCAAGGAGCCCACCCACUCCCCACCUGUAGGCUAUAGCUGCAGCACAUAGCUGUGUGGUGGCCGGGCCGUACGAUUUGCGCCAUAGUAUCGUGGCCCUCGAUAAAUCCUGGUAAAAGGUUAGCUCUGAGUCCUCAAAGGGUAGUGGUGUUCGGUCCUUGAGUGCCGCCAUGAGAUGAAGCUUGGCCUGAACUGUUACGCAUCUUAGAAUGACAUCUCAAGCUGCAGGGGAUUUCAGGUGUGUCGGUCGGGAGCCGGUAGAUUCCAUCUAUGGUGAUUUUCUUUGCAGCUGCGUGGGGGAGUAUACUAGACAGGAGGCGCCUAACGUAGUGAGGCAGUUCCUCUGUUGUGAUUGCAUUUGGGAUUCCCCUAAUAUUUAUGUGUGUGCGAGGGCCAAUGUAAACGCUGCCUUUUAUCUGAAGUUUACAGCAAAAAGCUUGUAGGGAACGAUUCUACUCACCAGAACAAAUGCAAUAAGACUUCAGCCAAUCACCUUAAUCCAGCACCGGACUCCCUCUGCACUGGUGACCUCUCCUCCCCUUACCAACAUCAGCUCCAAAUGUGCAUGCAUUCAAACCACCCACAGGAGAGCAUUACUCAAUGCUUAUAUUGCCUAUAGUGGUCCUUUAAGUUUAUGGGGUUAUUUCUAGGUAUUCUUCCAGGAACAAAAUUAAAUGCAAAAAAUUCAUAAAUACAUGCAUGUUUUAAUUUGUGAUAUAUCUGCGAAACAGUGGUUUUUAUUUUGGUAUUUUUAAUUAAAAAAAAAAUUUCAACAUUCAUUGUAUUAAUUAAAAAGACUAUAAAAUGCGACAAUCCCCUGUUAAAUACAAAUUGACUAUUUAGCAGAUAAUCCCACAAUAAAAAAUAUCCAAGCAUUUUUUCAUUAGGGUAAAUUUAAUAACUCCUCUCUUAAUUCAGCUCAAACUUAUCAGUUUCCCAAUGCAGCUCAAUGGCAAGCCUUUUGCUGGCAAUUGCCAGCCUCCUGAGUUUGGCUUCAUUGCUCUAAACAUCUUUGAAUUAACAAAACAGUUUGUCUGACAUAUGGUGAGUUGUAAAAAGUUUAAUUGAUUUAAAAAAAAAAAAAGUGUCAAUUUCUAUUUAAAUCUACACUUAUUUUGAAAAAUUAAAAAAAGGCCAACGUUACACACAAAGCACUUUAGCAAGGUUAGAGCUUAAGGGGUCUGGAGUGUUCUUUUAAGAAACGAUUCUGACCUAACGUUCCUAAAAAUGCACAAAUUAAAGCAUCCUGCCUUUAUGGAAGCAAGCAUUUAAAGUGGCACUGUUACCAUCUGUGAACUUUGCAUAAUUUGGACAGUGAUAUUGCCGCUUGGGAUCCAGUGGCCAGAUGGGGGUGUUAGUUUAACUUACUUGACCCUGUCCCUCAUGGGCACCACCAGCUUAAUGUGUAAGAGUACAGCACUGAGAUCCCACGAGACCCAUCAUAGACAGAGUCAAUUCCCUGCAGCAGUGGGGGGGAUUGACACUUCUAGAAGGAGGUAACUCCGCUAAGUGUCCAGAAGUGUAAGGCGUAGGAAAAAAAAAAAUACUGAGACAAACUUUGUCUCAGUAUAUCUUUUGACUGGAUAUGAAUAAUCCCAACACAGUCAAUAUGAGUAUUUCAUAAAGAUUUUACCUUUAUAAAAUACACAUUUUGCAGGGUCAGGUGACAAUGCUACUUUAGUCAUUUGUCAUAUGACGGUUUGCUUUAGUGAACUUUACCAGUGCUUUUACAUUAAAGGAGCACUAUAAGGUCAGAAACAAACAAACAGAUUUCUGACCCUAUAGUGUAUAAACCACCAUCUAGCCCCCCCUAAAUAUAGUAAAAUCGUACUUGUAUUCAAGCCUGCAGCUGCUACCUCUGCCCGUGAACUGCUUCUGUCUGCUGACAUUAUCAGAAGUGGUGGUCUGAGCCAAUCACAAUGCUUCCCUAUAGGAUUGGCAGAGACUGUCAAGGAGGCAGAUCAGGGGCAAAGCCAACAAGUCAAACACAGCCCUGGCCAAUCAAUAUCCCCUCAGACAGACAAAUUUAAUCAAUGCAUCUCUACAAGGAAAGUUGUGUCUGCAUGCAGAGGGUGGAGAUACUGAAUGGCAGUGCUGCACACUAGGCAGGACUGCCCCAGGAAGCACCUCUAGCAGCCAUCUGAGGAGUGCCCAGUGGAGUUAUCACUAGGCGGUAAUGUAAACACCGCAUUUUCUCCGAAAAGACAGUGUUUACAGCAAAAAGCCUGAAGGGAAUGAUUCUAUUCACCAGAACAAAUGCAAUAGGCUGUAAUUGUUCUGGUGACUAUGAUGUCCCUUUAACAUGCUUGAGUUGCAUCCACCUCAACUGUGUUUUAUGACCAUAACUCGUGUAUUCAACCUAGUUUUAAAAUAUGUAGAUAUAACCUUCUGCAAACCUACACAAAUCAGGAGUAUAAUAUUUGUUUACAUCAGUUAUUCAAAUAUAGCUAGCCAUCAAGUGGUGUUAAUUAUAUACUUUUCCAUUAGGAAUGUUUAUGAGGUGCAAGACCGAACACUCUCCCUGUGGGGUUUCCUCAAUGAAUCUAAGCAACGGCCCAAGCUACUGAACCCUAUGUACAAACCAAACCCCCUUACCAUCUGGCCAUCAGUGGCACCACAAAGCUUACAACUGUGGGAAGGUAAGAAUGACUGUGUGAAGAGGUGAGAAUUAUUGAGGCAGACUUAGAACAGUAGCACAGUAUAAAUCUAAUUUUCUCCGUCUUCCAACAGGUUUCUUCCUCCGGUACCUGCUACCCUCAAAAAACACAGAACUGGCCUGGCAACGUAUAUUGGAACUUGUUGAGCAAAGCAAAUCCCACUGACCGCUAGAGAUAAAAGACUUUUCCUUCAUAUAAUAUAAUUUGCAAACAUUCAGAAAUUACAUCACAAUGAAAAAUCGAGUUUGGAAUUAGAACUUUUUAUGUCAAGUUGUUGUAUGAUGGAGACAAAAGUGUUAUGGCAACGGGCUUCCCUCUAAUAAAACAUGUUUCUUAAAGCAAGGUAGAGACUGUACAUAUCACUCCUUAAUGGCAAGAUAAAAUGCACAAAUCAAGAUGGAAAGCAAGCGAAUAAAUCUAAAGGAAUACUGGAUACCAGUGGGCACUGGACAGUCUAGUAUUAUUCAAAACAAAUUUUCAGUUUCUAAUUUUGCUACGCAUCAGAUGGAAUUUAUUUCUAUACCAUAUGUAAUUGCAAAUUCCCAUAAGAAACGCAGGGGCAAAAACAAUACAAGUAUAUGGGUUUAGAAAAUAAAGUCUUAUAUAGGAUAUAGUAAAAUUCUUGAAUUUUAUAAAUAGUCAUAUCCUUUGUGUUUAUCCCAAUUUGGAACUGGAGACUUUUAAACUCAUGGUGUGGACUGCCAAGUAGGAAAGUUUUGUUAUUGAGAAAAUAAUUUGUCCGAAAGCGGGAGUCAUCUUAACAUUCAAAAUCAAAAUCAAAAUAUUGCUGGUCGAAGUAAUGUAUUCUGACAUAUCCAUCCUCUCCUCCACUGCUGUAACUACAAAGAGAUAGUAGACAUGUAUUAAUAAAAAAACA
Molecule: messenger RNA, 22587 nt
Organism: Pelobates cultripes (western spadefoot toad)
Lineage: Eukaryota; Metazoa; Chordata; Amphibia; Anura; Pelobatidae
Source: the annotation of a GenBank genome assembly